CCAGGUACGGCGCACAAUUUCGUAAACAAAAGCAAGGAUGCGAUAAGUGCGACCCAGUGUGUUACCAAAUAAAGUACGCACGUUCGUGGAGCUCUGGUCUGGUGAGGUUUUUGCUUCCCCGGUGGAUUGAUAAGAGCACGGGCCACGCAGAGCGACCGAAAAGAUUAAAAUCAGACCACACGGCCUACUACGGGGCAGCACAGAAACAGUCCAGAGGAAGAGAGCGUGUGUGCGAACAGAGGAGGAUUUCACAACAGAGCGAAAAAGGAUGGAUCUCGAACCAGCGGCAAAGGAGUAUCAGAAUGCGAUAUCAAAAGUGCAAUUGGUUGAGCGCAAUCCGGCACCGAAUGGUACCGCGAUCGUCAGCAUGUACCGGACGGGCGUGCGGGAAGCGAACGAUAUAGUGAGCCUCGCCAAGGAGAUCCAGUCGGCGGACGUGGCCGUGACGAACAAUGCGUGCGCCAAGCUGGUGAUGAUUGCCGAGCAGAUCCGCUUCCUGCAGCAGCAGGCGAAGAAGAUACUGGACGAGACGCAGUCGGCCCAGCAGCUGCACCAUGCGGCGUGCAAUUUCCGCAAAAUCCCGGGCCACAUCUACCACCUGUACAAGCGACCGUCGGGCCAGACGUACUUUAGCAUGCUGUCGCCGAACGAGUGGGGCCCGAAAGGGUGCGAACACCAGUACCUGGGCAGCUACAAGCUCGAGCACGAUCAGACGUGGACGCCGGUGGACAAGAUCGAGCAGGUGCAGGAGAACAUACGGUGGGCGCACCGGGUGCUGGACACGGGGUUGAACAGCAACCGGAACGGCUUCCUGUCGAUUGAUGGCGGGGCAGCGAACGUGGAGGAGGAUGCGGAGGAGCAAAAGGAAUCUUAAUUUAUGUUGCGACGUGUGGCGUACUUCCCUGUGAAAUAAAAGUUUCUUUUUUUU
Anopheles coluzzii is the source of this 928-nucleotide messenger RNA. RefSeq lists its product as uncharacterized. The record is from RefSeq and is a predicted model, not a curated record. The transcript has 2 exons. NCBI's taxonomy places the organism in Eukaryota, Metazoa, Arthropoda, Insecta, Diptera, Culicidae. Bases 269 to 874 code for a protein of 201 amino acids.